AAAGGCUUCCUGCGAAUGGCUGCAGGCGCAAGGCACGGGCUACCUACAUAAGUACAUACGCAGUGCAGCGUCGCUAUCUUGCCAUAAUCUUGGGCGCUAAACUGUAUUCAAUUUAAUCCGCCUGUUUUAUGUGUGCUAUGAAUGUGCACUACUGUAUGCACAAUGCACCUCCACUGUUCAAUGUUACAGUUCACCGGUGCAUGCUUUUGUACAUACAUAGUACAUAUGCGUCCCUUAUCUCUGUACCACCCGAGGCUGCACUAACCCACGGAAUGCGACUAGAGAUCUGUGGCUCCCGUGCGAUAAGGGAAAACUUGUCGAAGCCAUCGACCAACCAGACCCAACCUUAAACCUCCUUCCAGCUGACUCUGACUCUAGGUCACUAUUCUUCUUAUGUACUUGCAACAAGUUGGUCCACCUGACUGUCUUGGAUGACUGGGCUUUACUCGUUUCUCUGCCUCUUUUAAAACUUGAACUCGACGUCGUCCAAACUUGUUCGUCUUACAUCUUCGCAAUCAUCCAGUUCUUUUGUCAUUUGAAUACAUAAUUCAACCCACACUACAUCAUUCGAUAUGGCCUUAUCGCACGCUCUCUCCGUCAACGAAAUCCUGUCUGGCGUCUUUGGUAGCAUCAGCUUGACAGCAUGGAUUUGCUUGCUCCUCCCCCAGCUUAUCACCAACUUCAAGGCUAAGAGUGCCGAUGGCUUAUCUAUGAUAUUCCUGGCCGUGUGGCUUUUCGGUGAUAUCACUAAUUUAUCCGGUGCUCUCGUGACAGGACUCGCGCCCACGGCCACCGCAUUAGCAGGCUACUUUUGCAUAUCUGAUGUCAUCCUUAUCUCGCAAUCUCUCUACUACAACACCAUCAAUGCGCGAAAGGCUCGACAACGAACUCGGUCCACCGAAUCUGAUGCGUCGGAGGAUGAGCCUCUAUUACAACCACGGAGGAGGUCAUCUAGCGGUCUUCCAGGCUCCCACCGUCGUCACUCAUUUCACCGUCAAGAGUCUGGCUUCGACCCUAUCAAGAGGAUCGUCACAGGCGAAGAUGAGACACCGGAUAGCAACCCUUGGUUCCAUAAUACACUUAGUGUCGUAGCUGUAUACAUCGUGGGAGCUGCUGGCUGGUUUAUCUCAUACCAAGCAGGAGCGUGGGAUAAGCCCGAGGCUCCUGAGGAGCCGAGUAUUGACACACCAGCGGCUGUUGGAGGCAUGGUCCUGGGAUACGCAAGUGCUCUUUGCUAUCUGUGCGCACGAAUUCCUCAGAUCCUUAAGAACCACCGAGAGAAGUCUUGCGAGGGUCUUGCUCUACUCUUCUUCUUGCUGUCUCUCACCGGCAAUUUGACGUAUGGCCUGAGCAUCUUCAGCUACUCCUUAGAGCCUGAGUAUAUCGCCAAGGCUCUUCCCUGGAUUCUUGGGUCUCUGGGAACUAUUGUUGAGGAUUGCAUCAUCUUUUAUCAAUUCCGACUCUACUCUAAGAGUGGAGAUGCCAAAAUCAACCACGGGGAUGGAACUGCAUGAGGCCUUGGUUCACGUGGCUUACCUACCUAGGUGCCUACUUGGGUAGUUUACUUUGUCAUAUCACUCAUUUUACAUCCAUAUAGGGCAUAAGAGUAUCAUUGGUGAUAGCAUUAAUGGCGUUCCGGGCUUGGGGUCUGGGGUUCAUCAUGUUCCCCUAGAUACCUUACCUAGGUAGGUAUCAUUCGGGAGCGAGAACAGAGCAUUUCCUUUUGGAUUAUAGCAUCGAAACUUGGGAUAGGGAAAUAAAGACGUAUCGCAAUCGCAUUAUUAGGAACAUGUCUGGGGUAAUUAGGUAUUAAACUGAGGUCUACAGUUCUACUAUCAUCUGUAUGUAUCUUCUAGUGUAGAUUAUGUAUGCUGGAAAUGGAUGGAAAUGGAUGUCAUGAGUUUAUAUCUAGAAUUGCUAACAAAUCUGAGAAUUGAAAAUUGGCGAAU
Molecule: messenger RNA, 1949 nt
Organism: Hypoxylon fragiforme
Lineage: Eukaryota; Fungi; Ascomycota; Sordariomycetes; Xylariales; Hypoxylaceae
Product: PQ-loop-domain-containing protein
Exons: 4
Coding region: 573-1514 (313 amino acids)
Biological process (GO): basic amino acid transmembrane export from vacuole
Cellular component (GO): fungal-type vacuole membrane
Source: RefSeq, a predicted model, not a curated record